CGAAGCUGCUACAGCGGACCGGUAUAAAACUAUUAGCUGCACACCACCGCGGCACUAGUUACAGUUUGGUGCUCAAGCUACAAGCAACAAAAAAGCAGCAGUCCUCGAGGUUCCCGAAGACCCAAAAUCCUAACCGCAGUGAUAUAUCAAGUGUGAAUAAACUUCGAAAAAAUACAGAAGAAGUUAGUGAACCAUGGCGACCAUUGUGCUGUACCAUUUCCCCAUGUCACCACCGUCUCGAUCGGCCCUGCUGGUGGCUCGCAACCUCGGAUUGGAUGUUGAGGUUAAGAUUUUAAAUCUGAUGGCCGGCGAGCACAUGCAGGAAGAUUUCCUGAAAAUCAAUCCCCAACAUACAGUCCCUACAAUCGUUGACGAUGGUUACGUCCUGUGGGAAUCGAAGGCAAUUGCCACUUACCUGGUAGAGCAGCACAAACCGGACAGCUCGCUAUACCCAGCGGAUCCGAAGAAGCGCGGAAUCAUAAACCAGCGAUUGUACUUUGAUUCGACAGUCUUGUUUGCCCGUUCGUUUGCUGCCAUCGCUCCGGUUUUGCGCCAGGGAGCCACCACCAUUCCGCAAGAGAAGAAGGAUGCCAUCAAGAGUGCCCUCGGAACGCUGAACGGUUACCUUGACGGACAGGAAUGGGUUGCCGGAGAGAAUACAACCGUUGCCGAUCUGUGCCUGCUGGCGACGGUUUCCUCUCUUGAGAAACUUGGCGUAGACAUGAGCGAUCUACCGAACAUCACUGCCUGGUUGGAUCGUUGCAAAUCCCUGCCGGGAUUCGAGGAGAACGAACAAGGUGCCAACAUGUUUGGAGGCGGUAUCAGCUCUAAAUUGGAGGAGCCUUUUUAAAUCAUGUUUAUCAAGAAGAACAAUAGAUAAUUUCAUCGAUCACAAACAGCCUUAUUUAUUUAGAGUGUAUUUGUUGUUUGAGAAUCAUGUCGAACAGAUAAAAAACAAAAUCAAAGAGCUUAAUG
Molecule: messenger RNA, 975 nt
Organism: Ochlerotatus camptorhynchus
Lineage: Eukaryota; Metazoa; Arthropoda; Insecta; Diptera; Culicidae
Product: glutathione S-transferase D7-like
Exons: 3
Coding region: 194-850 (218 amino acids)
Biological process (GO): glutathione metabolic process
Molecular function (GO): glutathione transferase activity
Source: RefSeq, a predicted model, not a curated record